This is a messenger RNA of Pterocles gutturalis (yellow-throated sandgrouse), 299 nucleotides long. It is a transcript of the gene PIN4, whose product is annotated as protein (peptidylprolyl cis/trans isomerase) NIMA-interacting, 4 (parvulin). Gene Ontology annotation, biological process: rRNA processing. The record is from RefSeq and is a predicted model, not a curated record. Gene Ontology annotation, molecular function: peptidyl-prolyl cis-trans isomerase activity; DNA binding. Lineage: Eukaryota; Metazoa; Chordata; Aves; Pterocliformes; Pteroclidae.
CCCCUCUCCCAGGUUCGGCACAUCCUGUGCGAAAAGCACGGCAGAGCCAUGGAGGCCAUGGAGAAGCUCAAGCCCGGCUUCAGCGAAGUGGCGUCGCAGUACAGCGAGGACAAGGCCAGGCAAGGGGGAGACUUGGGCUGGAUGACCAGAGGCUCCAUGGUGGGACCUUUCCAGGAGGCAGCGUUCGCCUUGCCCGUCAGCAGCAUGGACAAGCCAGUGUAUACAGACCCUCCGGUCAAAACAAAGUUCGGGUACCACAUUAUCAUGGUGGAAGGCAGAAAAUAAAAUGUGAAUGACCA